AAGAGAGCAGCAACAGUACCAGCUAAUUUCCCCAUACAUGAAGAUCUCCCGGAGUAUAUCUACUCUCGUAUUUGGCACAUACCACUAAGAAGCAAUGAAAAAAUGGAGUCUGUAAUCAAUUUGUCGAAAUGUUUAAAGGUUGCUGAAUCGCUCGCACAAGAAGCCACGGAAGAAAAUCGACAAGCUUUGGAGACGUUUAUCACUGAGGAACGCUUGUUUUUACAAGAAGUGACAGGUCGCCUAAUUGGAGUUCGGCUAGCUGACCAAGAUCAAGAUCAAGGGCCUUUAGACAUAUUUGACUGUUUGGUGAUCAAGCGCCCUCGUGAUGAUCGAUCUCAAGUCGUUGCUGCUGGUCAACAGGAUCAACCUCCUUCGUCGCCACCGCAAGCUGGACCGUCACACCCUGUCCCUCCAGUGACGAGAUCCGCGUCAAAAAAGGCUGGUGGUCUCAAGCGUACCAUUGAAGAAAACCAGCGUGAUACUGCACUUGAUAAUGCAGUCGAAACUGAUGACGACAGCGCUGAAGAAGAUCCGAGUGGCGGUAGCAAUCGUGGUAACAACGGCGACAGCAACGGCGCCGACGGUGACCCAGUACCCGUUGUGGCUUCAAGUAGCCAAACUCGUCAUCUUCUUUCGAUGCAAAUUGCCAUGCUCGAGCGUUUACCUGACACUUUAUCAUUCGCUGCGUGCCCUUCUGCUGCAACCAAGACAAUCCCCGUACAACUUCCAUCAACGUUUAUUCGUAACAUAUUUGACGACCUUGAAUAUUUUACUGCGCCGAUAUACAUGAAUCUGCAUGCGCUUAUGGAAGCAGAAACAAACAUUGACAACAGGGCUCGACUGCAAGCUGCGAGAGACAGUGUGAAUGAUGCUCGUGUACGAUUGCAAGAGGGAUAUCGCAGAUAUUUUAAGUUACAAGAAGAAGAAAGGAUCCAAUAUGCAAGAGACCACCAUGGCCAGCAGAAUCGUCGGGCUGUCCGUUCCAAUGACCCAUAUUCUUUCCUUGUUGAUUUGGGCAUGGUACUACCAAGUUGCAAGACGGUGCUUUAAGGACAAAACAGUGUGGAUACGAAAAGUUUAUCAAUGAGACCCUCGAGGGUGCCGUAGAACCUGGUACACCGCGGUUUACGUUGCGUAUGAUCAGAACAGACGGCGUGCAACUGUUUGCGAACAUGACCGACUGGUCCAAACCUGGCUCAAGAGGCGGUUCUGGAACUACUACUUUGCGUUACCUGCCAGAAAUCAGAAAGAUGCUUGCACGUGCUGAAGCAAAUGGUAGGUAGCCGUAACAUAGGAGAAAUGC
This is a messenger RNA of Zychaea mexicana, 1303 nucleotides long. RefSeq lists its product as uncharacterized. NCBI's taxonomy places the organism in Eukaryota, Fungi, Mucoromycota, Mucoromycetes, Mucorales, Lichtheimiaceae. The coding region runs from base 103 to 1050 and encodes 315 amino acids. The record is from RefSeq and is a predicted model, not a curated record. The transcript has 2 exons.